Molecule: messenger RNA, 1031 nt
Organism: Rosa chinensis
Lineage: Eukaryota; Viridiplantae; Streptophyta; Magnoliopsida; Rosales; Rosaceae
Product: sugar carrier protein C-like
Exons: 1
Coding region: 39-1031 (330 amino acids)
Biological process (GO): monosaccharide transmembrane transport
Cellular component (GO): membrane
Molecular function (GO): monosaccharide transmembrane transporter activity
Source: RefSeq, a predicted model, not a curated record
UCGGCUACGACAUUGGAAUCUCCGGUGGUGUAACGUCCAUGGACUCGUUCCUGAAAAAGUUCUUUCCUUCUGUGUACCGUAAGAAGGAGCUGGACAAGUCUACCAACCAGUACUGCCAGUAUGACAGUCAGACGUUGACCAUGUUCACGUCUUCCUUAUACUUGGCUGCUCUCAUGGCCUCAGUUGUGGCAGCCACCGUGACUCGGAAGUUUGGCCGGAAAUUGUCCAUGCUCUUCGGUGGUCUUCUCUUCUGCUCCGGCGCCAUCAUCAAUGGCGCUGCCAAGGCUGUGUGGAUGUUGAUUCUUGGCCGGAUACUCCUCGGUUUCGGUAUCGGAUUCUCCAAUCAGUCUGUGCCACUCUACUUGUCUGAGAUGGCGCCAUCCAAGUCCAGAGGAGCUCUCAACAUUGGUUUCCAGCUUUCUAUCACAGUUGGUAUCCUUGUCGCCAAUUUGUUGAAUUACUUCUUUGCCAAGAUAGAGGGCGGUUGGGGAUGGCGUUUGAGUUUGGGUGGUGCAAUGGUCCCUGCCCUUAUCAUCACCAUUGGCUCCCUAAUCUUACCAGACACACCAAACUCUAUGAUCGAGCGCGGCCAGCACGAGGAGGCCAAGACCCAACUCCGGAUGAUUCGCGGUGUUGAUGAUGUCAGCGACGAGUUGAAUGACCUUGUUAUGGCUAGUGAUGAGUCCAAGAAGAUAGAAGAUCCAUGGAGGAAUCUGCUCCAGAGGAAGUACAGGCCCCAACUUUGCAUGGCAAUUCUGAUUCCAUUCUUUCAGCAGCUUACCGGUAUCAAUGUGAUCAUGUUCUAUGCUCCUGUGUUGUUCAACACAAUUGGUUUCGGAAGUGAUGCUUCUCUCAUAUCAGCUGUGAUCACCGGACUUGUUAAUGUUGCUGCAACAAUCGUUUCGAUGUAUGGUGUUGAUAAGUGGGGAAGAAGGAAACUCUUCCUUGAGGGAGGAACUCAAAUGUUGAUAUGCCAAAUAGUUGUGGCGGCUUUGCAUUGGUGCAAAAUUUGGAUUGUUGUAGGAGAAUAG